AUGUCAGCUCCUUGUAGUUGCAAGCAUGCAGAAGAAGAAUCCCAAAAUGGGAAAUUAUCAGUUUUAACUCCAGAAUUACAAAAGGAAUUCGAAGACCCAAACCAUCCAGCAAAUUUAAUCUGUGAAUUAUGUAGAUUGUUCUAUGAUAACAACUGGGUCACAGGUACAGGAGGAGGUAUUUCUAUUAGAGAUAUCGAAGGAAAGAAUCCAAAUUUAGUAUAUAUUGCUCCAUCCGGAGUUCAAAAAGAAAGGAUUCAACCUUGGGAAAUGUUUUUAGUUGAAUUACCAGAUGAAAAGAUUUUACGUACUCCAAAUGAUAUUCCAAAGGAAUUAACUAAAUCUUAUAAAUAUAAACCAAGUGCUUGUACUCCUUUGUUUAUGAGUUGUUAUGCCAUGAGAGAUGCUGGCGCUUGUAUUCAUACUCAUUCCCAACAUGCAGUAAUGGUUACUCUUUUGUUUGAAAAUCAGAAGGAAUUUUCCAUUAGUCAUAUUGAACAAAUCAAAGCUCUUCCAAAAUUAGAAUUUAAUGAAACAACAGGUAAAGUUGAAAAGGUAGGGAGUAUGGAAUAUUAUGAUAAGUUGGUUAUUCCAAUUAUUGAAAACACUCCUCAUGAAGAAGAUUUGACUGACUCUUUGCAAGAAGCUAUUCGUAAUUAUCCAGGUGCUUCUGCUGUCUUAGUUAGAAGACAUGGAAUAUAUGUCUGGGGUGAAACUGUUUGGAAAGCAAAGGUUUAUAACGAAGCAAUUGAUUAUUUAUUGGAAUUAGCUGUUAAAAUGAAACUUGCUGGUAUACCACUUGUUAAGGAAGAAUAA
Messenger RNA from Hemisphaericaspora subhashii, 813 nucleotides. RefSeq names its product methylthioribulose 1-phosphate dehydratase. NCBI's taxonomy places the organism in Eukaryota, Fungi, Ascomycota, Pichiomycetes, Serinales, Debaryomycetaceae. The transcript has a single exon. Gene Ontology annotation, cellular component: cytoplasm. Gene Ontology annotation, molecular function: metal ion binding; methylthioribulose 1-phosphate dehydratase activity. The record is from RefSeq and is a predicted model, not a curated record. The coding region runs from base 1 to 813 and encodes 270 amino acids.